Synchiropus splendidus (mandarinfish) is the source of this 384-nucleotide messenger RNA. RefSeq names its product C-x(9)-C motif containing 4 homolog (S. cerevisiae) (gene cmc4). The record is from RefSeq and is a predicted model, not a curated record. Gene Ontology annotation, cellular component: mitochondrial intermembrane space. The coding region runs from base 54 to 248 and encodes 64 amino acids. The transcript is spliced from 3 exons. Lineage: Eukaryota; Metazoa; Chordata; Actinopteri; Syngnathiformes; Callionymidae.
CUCGCCGGUCACGUGAUGCAAACAUUGCAACGAAGCAAUGACACCUAAACGACAUGCCUCAAAAAGACCCGUGUCAAAAGCAAGCGUGUGACAUCCAGAAGUGUUUACAAGCGAAUAAGUACAUGGAGAGCCAGUGUGAAGAAGUGAUCCGGGAGAUGCGGCGAUGCUGUCAAACUCACGCCAAUAACUCCAUCUGCUGCUCCGGAUUCAAGGAGAACAAAACACCGGAGAACAGAUGUAGCACGUGAAAGGAGCCAAUAAACGAAUGUCUUUGUUAUAUAACCAAUGCAACAGCAGUGUAUUUCAAAUGAUUUAACACGCUUAAAGUCAACAUUGGUUUGAAAAGACUUUGGCUGAUGGAGGCGGAAGUACACAAAUAAAAGU